This is a messenger RNA of Acanthosepion pharaonis, 1128 nucleotides long. The record is from the annotation of a GenBank genome assembly. Lineage: Eukaryota; Metazoa; Mollusca; Cephalopoda; Sepiida; Sepiidae.
AUGUUGCAGGUUGAUGAGCAUCUUUCUGGCUUUGAGGUUGGUCGCAUCAUCUGGAGCAUUGAGUAUGAGGUGGACGGAAAAGCCCAAGAACAUUAUUUCAAUCCUGACCCCAGAUUUGUCAGCAAGAUCAAUAUUCAACCCUUGGAAGAGAAGAAACUCAUUCCAGUGUUGAAGGUAGUUUUUUUCCCUAAUUACUUGCUUCCAUCUUUGUCAUCUUUCCUUUUCUUUCUAUAUUUCCUACCAUCCUUCUUCUUCUCCUCUCUCUUGUCUUCCUCCUCCUCAUUUUCUCUCUCUUUCUUGCCCUCCUUCCUAUCCUUCUCUCUCUCUUGUCCCCCUUCUUCUGCUUCUCUCUAUCUGUUGUUAUCCUUCUUUUCUCUUGUCAUCUUUCUUUUCCUUUCUCUAUCAUCUUUCAACCUUCUUCUUCUCUCUAUCUCCUGUCAUACUUCUCUCUAUCUUUUGUCAUCCUUCUUCUCCUAUCUCUUGUCUGCCUUCUCUUGCUCCCUUUCCUUUGUUCUUUUCUCUCUCUCUCUCUUGUCAUCUUUCCUUUCUGUAUUAUCUUUCAUCCUUCCUUUCAUUCUCUAUUUUUCAUUUCCUUUGUCUCCCUUCCUCGCUUUCUCUCUAUUUCCUGUCAUCCUUCUCUCUCUUCUCUUUUCUCUUGUCCACCUUCUUUUCCUUCUCUCUAUCUCUUGUCCCCUGCUUCUUCUCUCACUCCUGUCAUCCUUCUCUUUUUUAUCUUUUGUCAUCCUUCUUUUCCUUUUUCUUUCUCUUUCCAUCCCCCAUUCCUUUUUUCUAUCUUCAUCUUCUGUUAACCUUUCCCCUCCCUCUAUCCACUCUCAUCUUUUCCUUUCUCUCCCUCUCUUUACCUAUUAUCUUUUCUUUCUCUCUCUAUUUAUCUUCAGCUAUUCUUUCCUCCCUCAUUCUCUUUAUCUUUCUGUCUCUCUCUCUUUAUCUCUCGCAUUGUUUUUUCCUCUAUCUUUAUUUCCUCCCACUAUUCCCCUUACUUUUCCCAUCUUUAUCCACAUUUUCUUUCCUUAUCAUUUUAUCCUUCUUUCUUUCAUAGAUUUAUUUAUACUUCCUUUCUGCAAAUGUAGAGGAAAAUGGAAACAGCAGCAAUCAUUCAUCACUUAG